GUGAUCUUCUGUCUUCAUAGGUAUGUGCCAUGGAACUACCACGAACCCCAGCUGGGCGUGUAUGACUUUUCGGGUGACAAAGAUCUAGAGUAUUUCCUGCAGCUUGCUAAUGACACUGGUUUGCUGGUUAUCCUGAGAGCUGGACCUUACAUCUGUGCAGAAUGGGACAUGGGAGGUCUUCCUGCAUGGCUGUUGGAGAAGAAAUCUAUUGUUCUCAGGUCUUCUGAUUCAGAUUAUCUGGCAGCAGUAGAGAAAUGGAUGGGUGUCCUUUUGCCAAAGAUGAGGCCUCACCUCUAUCAAAAUGGAGGUCCAAUCAUCAUGGUGCAGGUCGAGAAUGAGUAUGGAAGCUACUUCGCUUGUGACUAUGACUAUCUGCGUUCCCUUCUGAAGCUCUUUCGCCAGCAUCUUGGGGAUGAGGUGGUGCUGUUCACAACUGAUGGUGCAAGCCAGUUUCACUUGAGGUGUGGAGCUCUUCAGGGUCUUUAUGCAACAGUGGACUUUGCCCCAGGUGGCAAUGUCACAGCAGCAUUCUUGGCUCAAAGGGGCAGUGAACCUACGGGCCCUUUGGUUAAUUCUGAGUUUUACACUGGAUGGUUGGAUCACUGGGGGCACCGUCAUUCUGUUGUACCCGCACAAACUAUAGCUAAAACACUUAAUGAAAUCCUGGCACGUGGUGCUAACGUUAACUUGUACAUGUUUAUAGGUGGGACUAACUUUGCCUAUUGGAAUGGUGCUAAUAUGCCCUAUAUGCCACAACCCACUAGUUACGACUAUGAUGCUCCACUGAGUGAAGCGGGGGAUCUGACAGAAAAAUAUUUUGCCUUGAGGGAAGUCAUUGGUAUGUAUAAGCAGUUACCAGAAGGUCUUAUCCCUCCGACAACACCCAAAUUUGCAUACGGGAAGGUUCGCUUGCAGAAGGUGGGCACUGUGGUGGAGGUUCUUGACAGGCUGUCGCCUGCGGGACCGGUGAAAAGCACUUACCCAUUAACCUUUGUUCAGCUAAAGCAGUAUUUUGGGUUUGUACUGUACAGAACUACGCUUCCAAAAAACUGUACGGAGCCAACACAACUGUCUUCACCUUUAAAUGGAGUCCAUGAUCGUGCCUAUGUCUCUGUUGAUGGGGUUCCUCAAGGUGUCCUUGAAAGGGACAAAUCACUUAUGAUAAAUAUAACUGGGAAGGCUGGAGCAAAUCUGGACAUCUUGGUAGAGAAUAUGGGCCGAGUCAACUUCGGUAGAUACAAUAAUGACUUUAAGGGUCUAGUUUCAAAUUUAACUCUUGAUCAAGAUAUACUUGUUGAGUGGGAAAUCUAUCCUCUAGAUAUAGAUGGAGCAGUGAACCAUGACAUUAAUGGCCACCUUGACCGACCAAAGAGAUCUGGCAAUCCACUGAGUUAUGAAGCACCUACUUUUUACACUGGUAGACUUUCAAUUCCUGGAGGGAUUCCAGACUUGCCUCAAGACACCUAUGUCAAGUUUCCUGGCUGGACAAAGGGGCAAAUUUGGAUCAAUGGCUUUAAUCUUGGUCGCUACUGGCCGGCCCGUGGUCCUCAGUUGACCCUUUUUGUUCCAAGGAAUAUACUUGUUUCAUCGGUGCCAAACAACAUAACAGUGUUGGAGCUGGAGCGUUCUCCUUGCAGCAUCCAGGCAUGCGAGAUAGAAUUUGUAGACAAACCUAAUAUCAAUGCAACUGCACAGUAUGAAAAUGAUGCCCCCCAACUCUUUGUUAGAGACAUACAGCUGAACUAUCUAUAAUGAUCUGAAUAUUUCCUUAUCUUCCCCC
Messenger RNA from Fulmarus glacialis (Northern fulmar), 1780 nucleotides. It is a transcript of the gene GLB1, whose product is annotated as galactosidase, beta 1. The transcript has 14 exons. Gene Ontology annotation, biological process: carbohydrate metabolic process. Gene Ontology annotation, molecular function: beta-galactosidase activity. Lineage: Eukaryota; Metazoa; Chordata; Aves; Procellariiformes; Procellariidae. The annotation marks the transcript as partial. Gene Ontology annotation, cellular component: vacuole. The record is from RefSeq and is a predicted model, not a curated record.